Schizosaccharomyces japonicus yFS275 is the source of this 1895-nucleotide messenger RNA. Its product is annotated as DUF1763 family protein. Bases 135 to 692 code for a protein of 185 amino acids. Lineage: Eukaryota; Fungi; Ascomycota; Schizosaccharomycetes; Schizosaccharomycetales; Schizosaccharomycetaceae. The record is from RefSeq and is a predicted model, not a curated record. The transcript has a single exon.
GCAACGCCGUAACGAGGUCCGUGUCGCCCUUGCUAAGGCUUAAAUGGAAUGUGUGGUAUCCGCGUGAAUGUUGUGUACAUUGGGGGAGAAUUGUAUGGAGCGGCAGUGGUCAAUGAUUUGCUUGUAGGGGAGUGAUGUACGGGGGAAAGUUCUAUAGUAUGAUCGUGCCGUUAGACAAGGCAGAGGGUUCACUCCUCCGCUCCUUUAACCAACCUCUUUUGCGGGAGCGUUUUUACAAGUGUUCUCAGCUAGUAAGGGGAGAAAUGGAGUGUUUAUCCAAAAUUGCCUUCCGAAGGUCGGCGUUUCGGUCUCUUUGGCGGGCUGGAAUUCGUGCAGCGCAUUGGAAGGAAUGGAAUGCUUUCCGAGAAUUACUUCGUAGUGGGUUCCGUUUGCCUGAACGGUUUUGGUCGGACGAAUGGAUAGCAAACACAUUGCGUUUCCUUGAAACUGCCGGAACGAAAAAGCAUUCCAUUGAGCAUCGCCUGCUCCGAAAUAUUUGUCGCAUCGAGCACCAUAAAAAGUUCAGACAACCUUACGCGAGUAAUAGUCGGCGGAUAGAGGAACGUCCACUCAUAUACCAUGCGUACGACCAGUACGACAAGGUGGUAUAUCUUGUAUCCCAACGGCACCACAUAUAUUUGCAGCCAGCACAGUUGCCUCGAUUUUGCGAUAGCAUAGACAGCAGCGACUAAUUCAUUCGUAAAUUAACACCAAGACUUCGAGAAGUGUUCAUAUUCAUUCCCGUGUGUGCUGGCCUGAGCAAAUUCAACGAUCAUUUACUGCUUCCAUCAUGUUAGUAUAGGAAGCGAUUGUUUGCCCAAAACACUUUAUCGUACAGGAUCGCCUUGACUGGUUCAGCAUCACGAUAUAGACCAUGUUUCUCUAUGUACUGAAUAACAGAGUUUGGCAAGAGGUAGCGGAUCGACAUUCCACGUCGAAUGAAUAGUCGCACUUUCGUCGAAGAAAUGUCGUUAUAUAUAAGCUGUUUGAUGACGAGAAUGUUCCCCUACACAGAAUAGUUAGCAUAUGAAGCAAGUAUGAGUAGACGACGUAUUAGCACGAGAACAUACGCGAUAAGCAAACAGAAUGUCGUGAGCGAGCAAAAAGGCCCAAACAUCAGUGCCUGUUCGCUCUACAAUGACACAGCCGUAAUUGCCUAAAAUAUGGUGAAGCUAUUACCGCAAGUUAGUUUUGAAUGGAGUGCUGCUAGUACGUACAUCAGUAUCCGCCCACAGGCCUGGUUCACCCAUGCUUUCAAUAAGAUCACCACCGGCCAGGAGCAUGAUCUUGCACUUGCGUUGGGUGCCAUCCUUUAACCGGAUGCCACCAAGCUUUUCAUUAAUUUCCUCAUUAAAAUGAUCAAGUACUCGGGCCGUACAAGUGUACGAGGUUUGUAAGCUUUCCCAUGCAUCAACCAUCAACCAGCUGGAAGUACGUUCACAAGCCAACUCACACAUACGGACGCGAUGGAACGCAGGAGCAAGGCCCGGCUUCUUGUAAUGAUCGUUUACGCUGAAAGGUUAGCAUAUGAAACAUGGAGUUAAUGGCUGAGACUUACGGAGAAAAGUAGCCAGCAACGAGCUCCAUAUUUGUCUGCUCGUGAAUUGUGUCUAAGGCCAUCUCGAACAUGCGGAGGUGCAAGUAUGUGAUAGGGGAGAAGGAACCACAAGCGACCAGAAUGAGUGGUAUCUUUGAUUCGUCGGCCAGCGUCUGACGAAGUCGAUGAGAAGGAAAUACAUAGUCGUUCAGCUGCUGAGCUUGCCGGACAACACCUCGGGGCACCUCCUCAAGAUCUAUAGCAUCUUUAAACGUAUCGGCCAGAUAUUGGCGUGUGAUGCUGGGACCUGUAUGGCUGCUUUGCUGCCAUUUUCGGGUCACACUAGGACGGCGAAGAC